This is a messenger RNA of Sesamum indicum (sesame), 1951 nucleotides long. Its product is annotated as protein DETOXIFICATION 40. The record is from RefSeq and is a predicted model, not a curated record. Gene Ontology annotation, biological process: xenobiotic detoxification by transmembrane export across the plasma membrane. NCBI's taxonomy places the organism in Eukaryota, Viridiplantae, Streptophyta, Magnoliopsida, Lamiales, Pedaliaceae. Gene Ontology annotation, cellular component: membrane. Gene Ontology annotation, molecular function: xenobiotic transmembrane transporter activity; antiporter activity.
AUCUUCAAUUAUUUCCAUCCUGCAAUAAUUGUAGUGCUUGUUGGGUUUGUUUGAGUUGUUGAAGCACAGGGAGUAGCUGGGCUCUGAUCCAACGGCAGAGCGCAUCCUUCAGGACCAGCGUGAUUUGCGUGAUCAUCAGUGUAUCCCGCCCAUAUAAACAUCAUACCAACUUCACGCUCAAGUACUACAGUUCACAAGUACUGAACCAACACAAGAGAGAAAAAGAAGAAAGUGGAGAUGGAGUCGGCUGAGGACAACAGGCGGCUAAAACAGCCACUGGUAGAGAAUCAGCCACCGCCCCCGGUGGGUGAAGAGGUCAGCUCCGACCUGGAGCAGAUCCUCACCGAUGACGGGUUGACUUUUUCCACCCGAUACAAGAAAGCAACGUGGGUCGAGCUGAAGCUCCUCACCAGACUGGCGGCGCCCGCCAUCAUAGUCUACUUGCUUAACAAUCUCCUCAACAUGUCUACGCAGAUCUUCUGUGGCCAGCUCGGGAACCUGGAGCUCGCGGGUUCUGCUCUCGCUAAUAAUGGUAUCCAGCUCUUCGUCUAUGGAGUCAUGCUCGGAAUGGGGAGCGCAGUGGAAACCCUAUGUGGGCAGGCAUACGGUGCUCACAAGUAUGAAAUGCUUGGGAUAUAUCUGCAGAGAUCAACUAUCCUUCUGGUGGCCACAGGGAUUCCACUCCUGUUUCUAUACAUAUUCUCCAAGCCUCUCUUACUAUUGCUUGGCGAAUCAAGAGACGUUGCGGCUGCUGCGGCGUUGUUCGUCUACGGCCUAAUACCGCAGAUUUUUGCGUAUGCAGCUAAUUUUCCGAUACAGAAGUUCUUGCAAGCCCAAAGCAUUGUGAAUCCGAGCGCAUACAUAGCAGCAGGCACGUUGGUGGUUCACGUACUUCUUACCUGGAUUGCGGUGUAUAAGUUUUGGUGGGGACUGUUUGGUGCCGCAUUGGUGUUGAGUCUUUCGUGGUGGAUAAUUGUGGGGGCACAAUUUGUGUACAUUUUGAUGAGUCCAAAGUGCAAGAAAACAUGGACAGGAUUGAGUUGGAGGGCAUUUCAUGGGCUGUGGGAUUUCUUGAAAUUGUCUUCUGCCUCUGCUGUGAUGCUGUGCCUGGAGACUUGGUAUUUCCAGAUAUUGGUUCUGAUUGCUGGCAAUCUUCCUAAUCCUGCUGUUGCAUUGGACUCCCUCGCUAUUUGCUCUACAAUGCUUUCAUGGGUAUUCAUGAUAGCUGUGGGCUUCAAUGCAGCAGCAAGUGUAAGGGUUAGCAAUGAGCUGGGGGCCGGACAUCCCAGAUCGGCUGCAUUUUCAGUACUGGUCGUAACAGCUUCCUCUACCAUCAUAGCAAUAAUCUUUGCCAUCAUAAUAAUGUUGCUGCGCGAUAAAAUAAGUUACAUGUUCACCGGUGGUACAGUCGUUGCCGAGGCAGUCUCCGACCUUGCACCUAUCUUGGCAAUCUCUCUUGUGCUUAAUGGCAUUCAGCCUGUUCUCUCAGGUGUGGCUGUUGGGUGCGGAUGGCAAGCAUUUGUGGCAUAUGUUAAUGUUGGAAGUUAUUACUUCCUGGGUAUUCCAUUGGGCGCAGUUCUCGGCUUUGUCUUUAAACUUGGUGCCAAGGGAAUAUGGUCUGGAAUGCUGGGAGGCACAGCUUUGCAGACUAUAAUCUUGAUAUGGGUCACUGUCCGAACAGACUGGAAUAAGGAGGUGGAGAUAGCAAGAGGCAGAUUGAACAGAUGGGAGGACAAGAAAGAGACGGGCAUGCUGCAGAAUUCACAGAGCAAUUAGUUUUCUGGGAGAAUUUAAUUCACAGGACCACCCCCAUAUUUCAAUUUUGGCUUAUCUUCAUGCCUGUCUUAUUGUCAUCUCAUCAACUCUGCUUCUUUACACAUCUCAUUAGGGGUGUUCAUGGGUUUGAUUUUUUCAUACCUAUUUUCAAAUUGCAUUGCUUUUCAUGGUUUUA